Molecule: messenger RNA, 3299 nt
Organism: Hyposmocoma kahamanoa
Lineage: Eukaryota; Metazoa; Arthropoda; Insecta; Lepidoptera; Cosmopterigidae
Product: sphingosine kinase 1-like
Exons: 3
Coding region: 1-1827 (608 amino acids)
Biological process (GO): sphingosine biosynthetic process
Cellular component (GO): intracellular membrane-bounded organelle; cytoplasm; membrane
Source: RefSeq, a predicted model, not a curated record
AUGGCGGAUCCAGAGUUGGGGGUGGACGUGUCAAACGGAGUUGACCUUCGAAAUGCCGAUUCGAAAGACCAAGUAUAUCUCGAAGAAACGUUUUAUAUACUUUCGAAAAAGAAUUCGGUGUUUCGAGUCAGAUUAACAUCGAAAGGCUUAUCUUUAACAAAAGAAACGGACGGAAAGGCAAAGGAACAAACAAUCGUAUUGCGCGAUAUCAUCGGUAGCAAGUGCAUGCGAAGCAAAAAACGUCGUCCAGGAGCUGGCUCCUGUGUAUGCAGCUCACUUGUGGGCCAGCCCCAGCUCAAAGUUGUGGAAGAAAACAGCGGGGACUUGGACGAGAACGAUAUAAGUGCGUACCUAUACAUUUAUGCUUAUAUUUUGAAACGGAGUCGACGCACCUUGAAAAGAGAGCGGACAACAAUAACAUUGCGGUUCAGGUCCUUCGAUAAAUAUGAGGAUAACAACAAGGAGGCUCAAAAGUGGCGGGCGACGAUAAAGUGUUUGAUAACGGGCCAACCGAUAACGCACAUGCCGCCUUCAAACGAUAAGAGGCUGUUGUUACUAUUGAACCCUAAAUCGGGGCCGGGAAAAGCGAGGGAAAUGUUUCAGUCAAAGGUCUCGUCUAUGCUGCAGGAGGGUGAGGUUCCUUACGACCUUCAUGUAACGAAGUACGCUGAAUUUGCGCGGGAAUUUGUCCGGACGAGGAAUAUUUACAAUUGGCGUGCAAUAGUUGCUAUUGGAGGCGAUGGAGUCCUUUUCGAGGUAGUCAAUGGCAUGUUUGAGAGGCUGGAUUGGCAGCAGGCUUUUCAGGAGAUCCCUCUUGCCAUAUUACCCUGUGGCUCUGGUAAUGGCCUAGCCAGAUCGAUUUGCCAUCAUUACAAUGAACCAUAUAUCCCACAAAACCUGACUGGAUUAACCAUGGCACUAUGUAGGGGGAAAUCGACACCAAUUGAUGUCGUCAGAAUAGAGACUAAAUCUAAGAUUAUGUUUUCGUUUUUAUCAGUCGGUUGGGGUCUACUAUCGGACAUUGAUAUUGAGAGCGAGAGGUUACGAGCCAUUGGUGGACAGAGAUUCGCCCUUUGGGCGGUGGCAAGGUUAGUCGGCCUACGGAAAUACAAAGGUGUAGUGAGUUACGUGAAAAUUAAGGAUGUGAGCAAUCUUCCCAAGCCAAAACAAGCGUACACUCUGAGCCACAGCGUAAGCCAUGACGGCGCACUCGACUCCCCCGAUGCGGAAGCGUUUAUUGACUGUGACGAUCCUUCGGAAAUAUUUACUAGUGCAGCGAACAGUAAACAUCAUCAGAGGGUCGAUUCGUGGUACUCAGUUAAUUCGCGACGAAGCGCAUUUUACAGUACACGAGGGUCCGAGUACCACAGCGUAACUAGCGCUGGCUCCGAGAUGCGGUCCCCGGUUCACGCGUGCAUGCAUGGUCCGGCUCCGCAUUUACCCUCACUCAUGUCACAGUUACCCUCGCAUUGGGAACACGAAGAAGGAGAGUUUGUUAUGGUCCAUAUUGCAUAUCAGGCUUACAUUGGAGAGGACUUUUUGUUCGCCCCUAGAUCACAGCUCUCAGACGGUAUCAUUUGGAUGCUUAUAAUCAAAGCGGGAAUAUCGAGAUCUCAAUUGUUUUCCUUUUUUUUGGGCAUCAGUGAAGGGUUGCACGCUGAAGCCAAUAACGAAUAUGUGAAAAUGAUCCCCGUGAGUGCAUUUAGAAUAGUCCCAGAAGGUUCUAAUGGGCACAUUACAGUGGAUGGUGAACAGGUAGAAUACGGGCCUAUUCAAGGGGAAAUAUUCCCUAACCUAGUUAAUGUUUUAGUGCCCGAUACGAAAUAACAUUGUGUCUUAAUUUAAGAAAGGAUUAGUUUGUUUUCCAACGACUGAUUAAGUUACCUGAUACUUAACUGAGCCGACAGAAGUGCAAUAACGAAAUAUGUGUUGGUUGUGCCAGAAAGGAGAGAUUAGCCAAAAUUUACAUGAAAAUAGAAACGGAAGUUAUUAAUCAUUCCAUUCCAAGAAUAUUGUGAUUUAGUUUUAUAUAUUUUAAUCUGGUUUUUUUUAUAUAAUGGUUUUAUUUACGUAUUGUUUAAAAUGUGUGAUAAAUGCAAAUAAUAAAGAUAGCUUUUACUUGCUAAAAUUUAUGUAUGUUUAGUAGUUACUAGUCAAAACUUUCAGACAUCUGAAAAGCAAGUGCCAAAAUUUGAUUGCUGCACUCUAAAUUUGAUUAAACAUACCUCUGCUAUUGCGUCAAGGAAUUGAAUAAUAUUACGAUAAUAUUGCUCAAAAGAUCGUUUGUACAGUAAUAAAUGAUUGGUGGUUGAUUCUAAAAGUCCUUCAACUGUAAUUUUCGGUUUUGGUAAUUUGAUUAUUUCUUUCACUUGUCCUGACGUUUCUUCCUUGAAUUCUUCGGCUCUACAGUAACGCACCUUUGGUCUGUUUUUAAUAGUUUUGAUCGAAUAUCAAAUACAAAUACUUAUCUAUUUAACAUCCUAAACAAAAGACUUGUUGUCCCAACACGAAACUACCACUAGAAAAAUGAAAAAAAUGUUAUAUUCUUAUGGUUUGUAAUGGUAUGUUAUGUGAAAUAUUGCAGUUAAUUUGCUAUGUUUACGCAACGUUAGCUCGCGUUCCUCAUGUGGCUAUUAUUUAUUAUGUAUAAAUGGAACAUUCACUUGCCUAAUGCAAUUUUUACUAGUAAUUUUUAUGCUUAGUAUUUUGGUGUGAGACUGCAAUAAACAUGUAAUAAUUUAAGUGGGUAUUGGGGCUAUCCAUGGAAUUACAUAGUACUACUUAAUAAGUAAUGUAGUUUACAGUAUUAAGGUAAUGUUAACUAUUAAUUUAAAUCUUUCUGUGAUAAUAUUAAAUUCUGCCAUAUUGUUUUAUGCAAGUCCAAAAUGUUGAAUAAAAGUAAUAUAUUAAAACCCCUAUAAGUACAGCAUAAACUUGUACAAAAUAUCAAUUUAUAUCAUAUUAUAUUUGAAAUUAUACCUACAUUCUAUGUAUGAUAAAAUUAAAAUCCAAUUUUAGUGCUAUUAAGUAUAACAAUAUAAGUUUUGAAUACGUUUUAAUCCUCUUUUGUAAUUCUUCUACUUUACACACACAAUUUAUUACGAUAUUGGAAGCAAAGUUAGCAUGUUCUUUGCACAACAUUGUAGUUGGUUUGCUCUAUCAAACCAUGAAUAGAUGAGUUUUGCAUUCCUGGUUGUAAUGCCAAUUCGGCUGUUUUAAACAUAUAGUUAGAAUAAAAAAAUAAUGUCUAAAUACAUUUUAAAUCUAAAUUAAUUUGUAAUAAAAAGUUAUUCAAGUGU